Megalops cyprinoides (Indo-Pacific tarpon) is the source of this 3964-nucleotide messenger RNA. It is a transcript of the gene hcfc2, whose product is annotated as host cell factor C2. Gene Ontology annotation, cellular component: histone methyltransferase complex. NCBI's taxonomy places the organism in Eukaryota, Metazoa, Chordata, Actinopteri, Elopiformes, Megalopidae. The transcript has 17 exons. The record is from RefSeq and is a predicted model, not a curated record. Gene Ontology annotation, biological process: regulation of DNA-templated transcription; chromatin remodeling. Gene Ontology annotation, molecular function: transcription coactivator activity; protein binding. Bases 39 to 2375 code for a protein of 778 amino acids.
CUAAACCCUGCGGAGAGGGGGUUAACAACAACGGGACUAUGGCUGCAGUGGGUCCGCUGUGGAAGAAGGUCCAGUCUUUCAGCGGUCCGGUUCCACGGUCCAGGCAUGGACACCGUGCGGUGGCUAUUCGCGAACUGAUCAUCGUCUUCGGAGGAGGAAACGAAGGGAUCGCUGAAGAACUGCAUGUUUACAACACCGUGUGCAAACAGUGGUUCCUGCCUGCAGUGCGGGGCGAUAUCCCUCCUGGCUGUGCAGCGCAUGGCUUCGUCUGCGAGGGGACCCGGGUCCUUGUUUUUGGGGGCAUGGUGGAGUAUGGGAAGUACAGCAACAGUCUCUAUGAGCUGCAGGCAAGCCGAUGGCUGUGGAAGAAGCUGAAACCUCGCCCUCCGAGGAACGCCCUGCCCCCCUGUCCCCGCAUCGGACACAGCUUCACCCUCUGGGGGAAUAAGUGCUACCUGUUCGGGGGAUUGGCCAAUGACAGCGAGGACACCAACGGUAACAUUCCCAGGUACUUGAAUGACUUCUACGAGCUAGAGCUGCAGGCGUCGUCGGGGGUGAAGGGCUGGAACGUCCCGGAGACGAGGGGCGGGGGACCGUCCGCCCGCGAGUCCCACACAGCGGUGGUGCACUGCAGCAAGGGCAGCUACUCUCCCAAACUCUACAUUUUCGGCGGGAUGAGGGGACAGCGGCUGGCGGACCUCUGGCAGCUGGACAUCGAAACCAUGACCUGGUCGACGCCUGAAACCAAAGGACCGCCUCCUCUUCCUAGAAGUCUGCAUUCUGCCAAUGUUAUAGGAAACAAGAUGUACGUUUUUGGAGGCUGGGUCCCCGUGGUGAGGACAGAGGACAAGCCCAAUGCCCUAGGAGCCGAGUGGAUCUGCACCAACUCCCUGCACGAGCUCAACCUUGACACCAUGACCUGGCGGUCCCUGGGGCCGGAGAGGCAGCAGGACGAGGCGAAGGCCAGCGGGCCUCGGGCCCGAGCGGGACACUGCGCCACCACCAUCGGGUCCCGCCUCUACAUCUGGAGCGGCCGCGACGGCUACAGGAAGAGCUGGAACUACCAGGUGUGCUGCAAGGACCUGUGGUAUCUGGAGACAGAGAGGCCCUCUACCCCGGCACCAGUGUUUUUGGUGAAAGCUACCAUUAGCAUGCUUCAUGUGGCAUGGCGCCCCCUGCCUGCAGCUGAUAGUUACUUGCUCCAGCUGCAGCCUGUGACCCCCUCCCUGGCCCCGCCUUCACGGGCCUCUGACACACCCACAGCUCAGUCUAACAUCGGUGUGGACAUGGGGACGGAGCCUCUGCACAGGUCAACAGGAAUUCAGCCUCCCCAAAACGCAGACUGCUCAGCCCAGAGUGAACACGUGCAACAGGAGAGAGUGAGUGCACCCCCUGGCCAGGAGCCACGUUCCUCUGAAGCAGGGGACCAAGGGGAGACUCCCAUGGAGGUGUUGGAGAGCGGUAAUGCCCUUCAGCCUGAGUGCCCGCCCAAAGAGGACGACAGGGUAUCCUUGACCAAAGAGAUUCAGGACUGUGCUCCCUCUACAAGCGACCCCAAGCCCUCGACGAGCGAAGACCGGGGGGCCACCGUCAGCGGACCGCUUCCUCAUCAAGAUCCAAGUCAUGUCACAGCCACAUCUGCAACAGCUACCCCUGUUCCUGCAGCCAUCCACCCAGACAUGGCGUCUUCAACAAAUGGCAGGUCACAUGAUGCUCCAUGGUACGAUGUUGGAAUGUUCAAAACCCUCUUCUCGGAAGUCACUCACUACUACGCCCUUCCUCCAGAAAACGACCAGGGGACAAUGAAGCCCAGUGACCCGCAGGACUAUGAAGGCAGGGAGAAGCACGAGCUGGCACCUGGCGUCACCUACAGGUUCAGAGUGGCAGGAAUCAACUCUUGUGGGCAGGGCGACUUCAGCCCUGUCAGCGAGCUCAAGACCUGCCAGCCCGGCUUCCCCGGAGCGCCCUCUGCUGUCAAGAUCACCAAGGCUGGCGACUCGGUCCACAUCACUUGGGAGUCCCCCAACUCCCCGUCGGGUAAAAUCCUGGAGUACUCCAUGUACCUGGCAGUUCGGAAGACCCGCUCCAACAGCACGGCCGACCCCCCCGGCCAGCUGGCCUUCAUCCGGAUCUACCGCGGCACCAAGACCUCCUGCACCGUCACCUCCACCCACCUGAGCAACGCCCACAUCGACUGCUCCGCCCGCCCCGCCGUGGUCUUCCGCAUCGCCGCCAAGAACGAGCAGGGCUACGGCCCGGCCACGCAGAUCCGCUGGCUCCAGGAUACAAGCAAACUCAAAGCACCGCAGUCGCACCCACAGCUCAAUGCUGCAGAUCAGUUUGGACUGGAAACGCCAAGCAGCUCCGGCUCUUGAGAAAAUCAAAGCCCAGAUGUCAAACUCAAGCGUAUUUGGAGCAGCAAUCACAAAGCAUGAUAUUAAACCACUAAAAUAGUUUUAUACCUAUUUUUUUUACUUUUAUUUUUUUGCUGUACAUAUAUACAUAUACAUAUAUUUUUUACCAGGAUUUAGACCAAUAUUGUGGUUAAUGAACUGCAGCACUGAAUUUUAUUCCAGUCCGUUUGUCUUAGAUUUUUGUCUGUAUGUGAGUGCAUGUGAAAGCUGUUAGUGACUGUUGGUGUCCACUUCCAUUUCAUGAGUUCUGAUGCUAAUCGGCCAGAGAACUUUUAAUUUCCUGACACCUGAUGUGCGCCAAUGUUUUUGUGCCUUAACAUUUAGUUGGAGGAAUAUGGGGGCUGUCACCAUGUCUGGCCCUGCCCACACAUGCAAGCCCAACUUGGCUGAAGCCCAGCCCACUAGAGGUUGCACCUCUUUGACCCAACAAGCAGUUGUUUGAGAAUGGUCUGAUUGAAUUUCAGAUUCAUAAUUUAUAAUUUCUUUGUGUCAUAAGUAGACUAUCGGUCACCCUCAUUUCAGUCAGAGGAACGGUUAUUUCUGUGUAGUAGUACGGAGUCUUUGUAUUUUAACUUUUUAGUUGUUAAAUUAUGUCGUUAGUGUCAUUUCUCUUAGUGCACUUUGAACUUUUGUACACAAAUAUGAUGUGAAACUGAGACUUUCCAUGAACUUUGAGGGGGGUGUACCAACCGUGGACAUUGGAUGUACCAAUGUUAUUUUGCUGGCUUGUCGAUAGAUAUAAUGGAAGCCAUUAAAUGGUAUAGGGGUCUGAUAAAUUGCGCAGUAUGUGGCCUUUUUGUAAUUAAACUGCGCCAGGAUCCACAAGCCCCUGUACUGUAAUGGUCAGCAGCACAUGCUUGUUUGUGUAUAAACAGCAUUGCAUAAAAGGCUGGUGUAAAACUAGUUUUGGCCCCAGUGCCCAGUGAGAGAUGCAUAGGCCUACAAUCUGCAGUUUCCAGGAGCAAAAAUGCUGCAACCUCACGCCUCACACCCAAAUGCCUUUCCAUCUCCACCGCAGAGAAAGGCGUAUAUAAUAAGAAAGAUUGGUUUGGUGACCCCUGUAAUUUAGCAAUCGCUCUGAUUCCAGAAGGUUCCGGAUUCUGUCCGCAGUGGAGUUGGAGUGGCACCAGAGACUGUGAAAGUGGUCGCGAAACUGAUCUGGGAACAGUGGCCAGCGAGCCUUCCAGGCCUGCACACAGCCUCCUUUGCGCCUUCUGAGAGACAUUUUAGUUUUGUGCGCUAUGCAAUAUGGAUGUUGCAACUGAAAGAAAAGCUGCAAGUACCCAGACCAAGGCAUCACUUGUGCCAAAACAUCAGCCAUUUUCCAUUCCAAAUAAGGGCAAACUGGGGCACGUCGCGACUACUCUUUUUAAGAACGACUGUCGUUUGGACUAACAACUGCACAACGAGCAGGGGACAGAAUUUGUCAAGAACAUGUUCGUUUUUCUUCCAGCCUGUUCCCAGUUUACUCUAACAGAACAAAACAUGGGCUUCCAAGAUGCCAUCCUCCAUCUUUUUUUGUGGUUGCUCAGAAAAUCUAGUUAAGAGAC